Molecule: messenger RNA, 1561 nt
Organism: Drosophila virilis
Lineage: Eukaryota; Metazoa; Arthropoda; Insecta; Diptera; Drosophilidae
Gene: Sry-delta
Product: Serendipity delta
Biological process (GO): regulation of transcription by RNA polymerase II
Cellular component (GO): chromosome
Molecular function (GO): chromatin insulator sequence binding
Source: RefSeq, a predicted model, not a curated record
AACGCUGUGCACAAGCAAAAUUAGGUAUCUGAAAAGGUUGAUUAUUAAAAUUAAGAAAUCUCUAAAAGUGUACGCACUCGCGUAUAUAUUAUCAUAUCGGUCCAUCCCUAAAAUACUUACAUCCCUAAAACCAAACGGCGUUUUUUUUUUGUAAACAUUUGCCAAAAAGGGUAACAAUUAGAUACCAUGAAUACGUGCUUCUUUUGCGGUGCCGUUGACAUACACGGCACUGCAAACUAUGAAUUGCUCACAGCUAAGGUGCCAUCGUCACAUAAAUCGGUGUCCUUGGUGCUAACACAUCUCGCCAACUGUAUGAAAACCGAAGUUAAAUUGAGUCCAAACGCAAAACUCUGCCCGCGAUGUUUCAACGAGCUGGCGGAAUACGAUACCAUAAUGGUAAAUCUAAUGGUUACCCAAAAGAAAUUGACAACUCAAUUGAAGGCGGCACUCAAAUCGGAGUUCGAGGACGAGGGGCUGGUUGAGGAACUGGAUAAAGCGGCACAGGAAGAUGCUGAAGCGGAAGCUUUGUUCGAGGAGCUAGUCAAAGAGGAGGAUGAUAUGGAUAUGGACAUUAAAGAGGAGUACGAUGACGAUGAUGAUGAUGAGGAGGAAUUUCUUUGCGAAGUUAAAUCAGAUGCUUUGUCCGUUAAGAUGGAGGAUGAGGCCGACGAUCAAGGCAAAUUCAUUCCAAAACGAGUCAAACAGGAAUGCAGCACCUGUGGCAAAAUCUUCAAUGCUCGCUAUCAAUUGCAAAAGCACAUCAGCGAGGAGCACAACAAGACCCAGGCACACGUUUGUCCCAUCUGCGGCAUUAUACGACGCGACGAGGAGUAUCUCGAAUUGCACAUGAAUGUCCACGAAGGCAAAACUGAGAAACAGUGCCGUUACUGCCCCAAGAGCUUCUCACGGCCUGUCAACACGCUGCGGCACAUGCGCAUGCACUGGGACAAGAAGAAAUAUCAAUGCGAAAAGUGCGGCCUGCGCUUCUCCCAGGACAAUCUCUUGUACAACCAUCGCUUGCGGCACGAGGCCGAGGAGAAUCCAAUUAUAUGCAGCAUAUGCAAUGUCUCGUUCAAGUCGCGCAAAACAUUCAAUCAUCAUACACUCAUCCACAAGGAGAACAGGCCCCGCCAUUAUUGCACCGUCUGUCCCAAAUCAUUUACAGAGCGUUAUACACUCAAAAUGCAUAUGAAAACCCAUGAUGGGGACGUUGUCUAUGGCGUUAGGGAGGAGGUGCCAGUGGAUGAUCAGGUGGUCGAGGAGCUACAGGUUGAUGUGGAUGAAUCCGAGCAGGCCGUAACAGUUAUUAUGUCCGACAAUGAUGACAAUGCCGCCAGCUUUUGUUUGAUUUGCAGCACGAAUUUUGAGAACAAGAAGGAACUGGAGCAUCAUUUACAAUUUGAUCAUGAUGUCGUAUUAAAGUAAAUAGCAUUUAAAACUCCCUAAUAUAAUAUACACACCUUUCGAUUGGAAAUCUAAGUAAAAAAAAAAAAAAACUGAAGCAUAUAGUGUGCAAAAACUUAGUUUUUUUUUAGACUUGAAUAAAUUAUUCACACUACUA